Messenger RNA from Plasmodium berghei ANKA, 297 nucleotides. RefSeq names its product conserved Plasmodium protein, unknown function. Lineage: Eukaryota; Apicomplexa; Aconoidasida; Haemosporida; Plasmodiidae. The record is from RefSeq and is a predicted model, not a curated record. Bases 1 to 297 code for a protein of 98 amino acids. The transcript has a single exon.
AUGAAAAAAAUAAUAAAUUAUAUUACAAAUAAAUAUAUAAGAACAAAAUACAGAUUAGGGGUUAUUGAUAGAAGAUAUAAAUUAUUUUCAUGUGGUGCUCCCUUGGUUUUAUUAAUGUCUCUCACUAUAAGCAUUGGGACAUUCUUAAUAGAUUUGCAAUAUCAAAUUAAAAAUAGUAGAGAACAGAAUAUAAAUAUAAGGGAAAAUAAAUUGUUGGAAGAAAAAAAUAAAUUAUUAAAAAUAUUAACAGAUUAUGAUUGCAAUGAUUAUGAAAAUAUUCCGAUUAAAAGAGAAUAA